AUGACCGCUGAAAAUAGAGAAGAACAGGAAGUUUCGGAGCAAGAAGUCACUCAAUAUGACCGACAGAUCCGCCUUUGGGGCUUAGAUGGUCAGAAACGACUUCGAAACUCAAAAAUUUGCGUUAUUGGGCUGAGCUCUCUCGGCUCUGAAAUCGUCAAGAAUCUCACUCUUGCCGGUGUUGGCGAAAUGGUGCUGAUGGAUGAUCGAAAAGUGGACGAAAAGACUCUUCUCAUGACAAGGGACGGUGGAAACUUCUUCCGUGCAAAUUUUGGCACAGCUUUCGAAAACCGCGCUUCUGCCAGCCUCGAUCGAGUCCAAGAACUCAACCCAAACGUCAAAGUCUUCAUUGCUCCUGGAUUUACGUCCGAUAAAAACCUCGAUUUCUUCAAAAACUUUUCCUUGGUUGUUAUUGCCGUCAUUCUACCGAAAGAUGAGCUUUUGCGAAUUACAGGCAUCCUCAGGGAAGGAGGAAUUAAACACAUUGUUGGAGCUACUUUUGGAAUGUAUGGAUUUGGAUUCAAUGACUUUUUGGAGCACGAGUACUCGCUCACGAAAAAUGAAAAAACAGAGCUUCGAAAGAUCUCAUUCAAGCCUCUUUCGGAAGCCAUCAAUUAUUCUGAGAAUGAAGUCACCUUCCCAAAGCGAUACAAGAAAAACAAAGUCAGAGUUGCAUUAAACUUAUAUGAAGCGUAUAUAAGUGAGGAUUUCAAGGCAAAGUUCGCAGAGUUUGAGAGCUUGAAAGGAAUCGAAGACUGGGGUGAGGAAUUCGAAGGCGACAUUCCGCCGAUUGGCGCCAUUGUCGGCGGACUCAUGGGCCAAGAAGCCAUCAAAGCGAUCGGACAGAAAGAAAGACCCAUUUACAACACACUUCUCUUUGACGGAGACCGGAUGGACGCGAAAGAGCUGCUCCUACCCAGGGGUGAUCCUAAGGAAAUCUAG
Oikopleura dioica is the source of this 939-nucleotide messenger RNA. Lineage: Eukaryota; Metazoa; Chordata; Appendicularia; Copelata; Oikopleuridae. The record is from the annotation of a GenBank genome assembly.